Molecule: messenger RNA, 1782 nt
Organism: Egretta garzetta (little egret)
Lineage: Eukaryota; Metazoa; Chordata; Aves; Pelecaniformes; Ardeidae
Gene: METTL25
Product: methyltransferase like 25
Exons: 13
Coding region: 1-1752 (583 amino acids)
Source: RefSeq, a predicted model, not a curated record
AUGGAAACAAGACAGCGGCCCAGUCAGCAAGCAAAAGCGUUGGGAAGCAGCGAGGCAAAACUUAAUGUUUUUGCCAGAGGAGAUGAGGGGUACUGGUUUUGCUCUGUUUUGGAUGAUGGCUGGUGGUGUGGAAAUGGGGUCAAUGGCAUUCUUGCAUUUGGUAAUUUGGUAGGUGUUAAGGAUGAUGACACAUUUUCGAAUGUAUUUUGUGAAAAGUCUAAGAAGCUUAUCAAUGUACAUUUGUUUGCCCUGGCUGCUAAGUAUUAUUCUUUGGCUAACCUUGGAGUGUGUACCCCACUAGAAGACAUGCUUGAAGCACUGAGAGGAGACAAUCAAGGAACAACAGAUGUCAAAACUGAUGAGUUUAUGAAUAAUAAGAAAUCACAUGAAGUGCAGGUGAUGUCAGAGCUGGUAGACAACAUAGCGAAUUAUUGUGGUAUAAAGCAGGUGGUUGAUAUAGGUUCUGGAAAAGGCUACCUGAGUUCAUUUUUGUCCAUGCAAUACAACUUAAAAGUUUACGGAAUUGACUCCUCAAACACCAACACAAAUGGUGCCCAUGAAAGGAAUAGAAAAUUGAAGAAACACUGGAAAGCAUAUCAGAGUCGAGGAAGAGCAGAACUCAAAAGCCAGAGGCUGGAAAAGGCUAAUGACAGGCCAGUGGAAAGUGAAAUUAAACGUAAAGCAAUCAAUGAAAAGCCCUUAAAUGACAGCAGUCUUCAAAGUCAGCGCCAAGUGACUAUCCAAGAUUUAGUUCCUUCCUGUGGUUUCACAGAAAUAGCUACAUCUGAAACCAGCAAACAAACUGAAGUUGAUUUGGUGGCUCGGGCACAAUCUGAUGAGAGCAAACUUUCUGAAGAGGUUCUUAAUCUUCUAAAUGUUCUGCCUGCUGAUGCUGUAGAAUUUUUUUCUUCAUCUCAGAGUAACUGUGGGGAACUGUGUGAAGAGGAAAAGGCACAAAGAAAAAUGGCAUCUCUCAAGGCUAAAGCGAGCAAGUCGAGUGAAUCAAACCUGUAUUUUCCAUUGACCUCUUGCAUCACUGCAGAAACAGAACUCAGUGACAUCAUAACAGAUCUGGAGGACUGUAUGAUGGUGGGUCUACAUACAUGUGGCGAUCUUGCUGCAAAUACACUACGAAUUUUUACUGCCAAGCCUGAAAUCAAAGCAGUUUGCAGCGUAGGCUGCUGCUACCAUCUGUUGUCAGAACAGUUUGAAAACCAAGAAGAUUGCCCGGAGGAAGUGCGGGGAUUUCCCAUGUGUCAGUACUUGAAGGACAAGGGGUGGUGCUGUGGUCGCAAUGCUAGGAUGUCAGCAUGCUUGGCUUUGGAGCGAGUUGCAGUUGGCCAAAUGCUGCCUACAGAAUCAUUGUUUUAUCGAGCUGUUCUUCAGGUUAUCAUAGAAGAAAUGUAUGGUGUCACCAAAAGUGAUCGACAUGUUGGAAAAACUUUCUCCAAAUCAUCCUCCUUCAUAGAUUAUGUCAGAAAAUCUCUGAAAAAGCUGGAACUGGAUGAUUCAAAGAUCACAGACAGCUGUAUAAUGGAUUACUAUGAAAAAUACAAGCACAGAAUGAACGAGCUUGAAGCAUUUAAUAUGCUGAAGGUUGUUCUGGCUCCCUGCAUAGAAGUUUUGAUACUUCUGGAUCGUCUUUGUUACCUCAAGGAGCAGGACAACAUUGCCUGGUCUGGACUUGUGAAGUUAUUUGAUCCCGUGAAAUCCCCCAGAUGCUAUGCAGUUAUUGCGCUGAAGAAACAGUAAUGUUUUUAAGUGGAAGCAAAUUGCAGAUAG